Messenger RNA from Salmo salar (Atlantic salmon), 4108 nucleotides. RefSeq lists its product as uncharacterized. Gene Ontology annotation, biological process: embryo development; regulation of transcription by RNA polymerase II. Lineage: Eukaryota; Metazoa; Chordata; Actinopteri; Salmoniformes; Salmonidae. The record is from RefSeq and is a predicted model, not a curated record. Gene Ontology annotation, cellular component: nucleus. Gene Ontology annotation, molecular function: RNA polymerase II transcription regulatory region sequence-specific DNA binding; DNA-binding transcription factor activity, RNA polymerase II-specific.
GAUUGUUCCUGUUCACUUUCUUAAGUCACUUCAAAUGCUGUCCGUGGACGGGUAGCUCAUUGUCAGGACAGCAGCAGGGCGAGAGUGGAGCAGAGUGGCCAGAGAGAUAGGUACAGGAGCUGGUACCUCAGCCUAAUACACAGCUACUGCACUACUGCAACAGUACAGAGGAGAGGACAGACAGGCAGAGCUACACUGAGCUGGUAAAUGAUGGACACAGACAUCCAAGGUUUCAGACCAGACAGGAGGAGUCCUCUUAGGGAAGACCUGAGACCUGUCUCUCAUCCCAGUCUUUACCUGAGCCAAUCUCCACUCUGCCUGAACCCCCCCAAACGCUCCCUCUCCCCGACCAGAGAGGCCUACAGCACCACAUUCAGCCCUCUGACUCACCAUCGCCCUAUGGGCUCUGAGGGUUUUCAUUACACCCAGAGGGAAGGCUCCCAAAAACGCAAAAGAACUCCACUCAAAAUGGAGGGUUCCGAAUCCCCCACUCCUGGAGACAUGGAGGAGGUGGAGCGUCGAGGCAACACCAGGACUGUUGAUCUCUCCCACCUGCCGUUCUCCCUCCCUUCUCAUCCGCGUCUCUCUCCCUCUCCCAUGCCCAUCCCAGGUAUGAUCGACCUGACCCGGCUCCAGCUGCACAGCAGGGCUCGGUCCAGGUAUGAUCCACCUAUGGGCCUCGCAGUGCAGGUGAAACAGGAACCAAUCAGCCCCUCACCUCUGUGGCCUCCCUCUCCUCUCCUCCUGCACCACCCUCCUCCCCCAUUCUUUCCCCCUCUCCACCCCAGCCUCCUCCCCUUCCCCUUUUUCAUGCCUGGGCCUGUCAUGCACCUCCCUCCUGGAGCCUUCUACCCCAGAGAGGCCCUCAGACCUAGUCGGUGUGGCCUAGACGGAGGCCCCCGAGGUGGGAUGACCAGCGCUGAGAAGCUAGGACUCAACAUCCACAUUGACGACAGCUACUUCGUAGAUGUAGGGAGAGACCAGAAGCGUUGGAAGUGCCGUAUGUGUGAGAAGUCAUACACCUCCAAGUAUAACCUGGUCACACACAUCCUGGGCCACAGCGGGAUCAAGCCUCACGGCUGCCACCUGUGUGGGAAGCUGUUCAAGCAGCUAAGCCACCUGCACACCCACCUUCUUACCCACCAGGGCACAAGGCCACACAAGUGCCAGGUGUGCCACAAAGCCUUCACCCAGACCAGCCACCUGAAGAGACACAUGAUGCAGCAUAGUGAUGUGAAGCCAUACAGUUGUGGGGUGUGUGGGAGGGGCUUUGCCUAUCCUAGUGAGCUGCGGGCCCAUGAGCUGAAGCAUGAGAAGGGCCAGGAGAACGUAUGUGUAGAGUGUGGUCUAGACUUCCCCACUCUGGCCCAGCUCAAGAGACACCUGACGGCCCACAGAGGACCCACCCUCUACAGGUGUAGUGAGUGCCAGAAGAGCUUCCAGUACCCCAGUCAGCUGCAGAACCACAUGAUGAAGCACAAAGACAUCCGGCCAUACAUCUGCAGCGAGUGUGGCAUGGAGUUCAUACAGUCCCAUCACCUCAAACAGCACACACUCACACAUAAAGGGGUGAAGGAGCACAAGUGUCGUAUCUGUGGUCGUGAGUUCACCCUUCUGGCCAACAUGAAGCGUCACAUCCUGAUCCAUACUAACAUCCGGGCCUACCAGUGCCACCUCUGCUUCAAGAGCUUUGUCCAGAAACAGACCCUCAAGGCCCACAUGAUCGUCCACUCUGACAUCAAACCCUACAAAUGCAAGCUGUGUGGGAAAGAGUUCAACAGAAUGCAUAACCUGAUGGGCCAUAUGCACCUGCACUCUGACAGUAGGCCCUUUAAGUGCCUCUACUGCUCCAGCAAGUUCACUCUGAAGGGAAAUCUCACCCGCCACAUGAAAGUCAAACAUGGGAUCAUGGAUAGGGGCCUGGAUGCAAGAGUGUCCAGGCGGCAGGGGCGCUUCUGCCUGUCGGCCCCUCUGGGCCUCCUGACCCGUUACAGCCAGGAAGAGCCCUUUGACCUCUCCCAGAAGCCCAGGCGGCCGCGGCCCUGCCUGCACCUCUCCCAGUCGGACGGGGAGAGCGUCCCGGGGAGCUCCUGUCAGGACGAGGAUGAGGAGGAGAGCCUGUACAGGAGGAGCCAGUACAGCCCUGAUGUCUACCAACACCACACUGGGGGACAGGUGUAUAGGUCUGAGACAACUAAACAGAUGUAUAGACAGGACAUGGAGACUAGUGGACAGGUGUACCCGCCUGGGGCAGGUGGCGAGGUUUAUCCGCCUGUUUCAGAGCCAGGUGAUGCAGAUAAGCAGUUGUACCAGUGUGUGACAGGUAGACAGGUGUAUGACUCUGACUCAGAGCUAGGUGACCAGCUGUACCAACCUAACCUGGAAUUAGGUGACCAGAUGUAUGAAACGGAGUCAGAGGCAGGUGAACACCACAUAGGUGGCAAGCUGUGUUACCCACAGUCAGGUAAUACAGGUGAACAUACGUACCACUCAGAUUCCGAGGUAGGUAGCCAGUCGUAUCAGUCUGACCCAGACCAGCUAGAGAUAGGUGACCAGGUGUACCAUUCUGAUCCAGGCGAGGAGAUGAUGGACACACCUGAACCAUGUGAAAAAGACUACCACUCAGACCCUGGUGUCUUAACAAAAACCAUAGGGACUGAUGAGGAGGAAGAGGAGGAUUUGGUGAGAGCUGGGAGCAGGGUAGAGGGAGAACAGAGAAAGCAAUUUAGACGUUAUCUUAGCAGGGAAGAAUACAGACGUGUAAGGAGUUAUAAAGAUAGUAAGAGUUCCUCUUCUACAGAGUAGUGACAAGAGGAGUAAGAGUAGUGAAUAGGCUACUGUGCUGAAGAGAAGAGGGUUGAGAGCUGUUGUAAAAGAGUGGGGAGAGAAUUGAGUAGUAACUCGAACCAGCCACUGCUUUAUAAGUGUUUUAAAUCUAGAAAAACAUGCCAAAUUGCUAACGAAACUAACCCUGUAGCAUUUAAUAUUGCUAUAAAACCAAACAAAAAUAAGUUUGGAAUUUGUAUGACAUAUUUGAUUAAUCAAAUGUUAGAAUUAAACAAUGAAGGCCUUUAAACACUUGUUGGACAAUAAUUGUAAAAAUGAAAUGCCUUUUAUGGUGUCUGACGGAGUUGAAUCCAGUUAGUUGCAUUUUACAUCUUUCAAGAAUCAAGCUCGAAAAUAGCAACAUUUUCUCACAGGCCAAUUGGCAACAUGUGUAAAAUAGAAUGCGAUUAACUAUAAAACUGCACAUUUUUCUCUUCCUCUGACCUUCCCGGGGGCUCCCGCAAAACUGCGCUACGCCACUCGAAUAAGCUGUGAAGUGUUAUGUAUUUCAGGCUGGUAGAACGGACAAUACAUGUGCAUGUGAAAAGACGUGUCUUAAAGAAAAGCUUAUUUGAAAUCAGGGUGAAAUUGUGCUGUAAAUAAAAUUCAAUUGUUUUGAAAAUAUAUUUUUUCUAAAUUGUUACUUUUUAACUAGUACUUGUCAAUCUAUAAUUAGUUAGCAUGGGAUUACAAUGUGAUAACAAUUAUUUCUAUUUUUUAAUGCUAGUUUCAAAUGCUCUUCUACUGGAAGCUUUAAUAGGUCUGUAAAUUAUGUUGUUUGUUGUGUGAGAUAAUGAGCGAACAAAAGUAAUCUCAUCUAAUGAGAGAUUUUGAAAUUAAUAAAAGUGCUGUAAGAAUUAAGAAUUUUUGGGGGGAGAUUAUAGACGUCUAUGCUUGGUUCAGAUUUGAUCUGGUCCGGACCAACCUUAAUUUGGCUCAAACAUAGACAUCUAUGAUUGGUUCAGAUUAGGUCCGGUACUGAACCAAUCAUGCUCUACUGUACUGAACUGUGCCGUACUGUACUGUGCUGUUCAAACUUGUGAAACAUAUUCUAAAUGUCUAUGAUUCGUUCAGAAUUCGACCAGCCUUGAUUCGUUCAGAUUUUUACUUGUUUGGGGGCGGAGCUCAUGAGAAUAAUACCCAGCAUGCUCUGCGAGAUUGUGUGUAUUGUGUGUAUUGUUGUGAAAUUGUUAGAUAUUACUUGUUAGAUAUUACUGCACUGUUGGAGCCAGAAACACAAGCAUUUAGCUAUACCCGCAAUAACAUCUGCUAACCAUUUGUA